CGUUUCCGAGACCUGAAUGUAUGUCUAAUAAUUACGUCUUGGCCCUUUACUCCCAAAGCCGCUUCGAUUUGUUGUCUGGGCGUGUCAGCGACGUCCAGCAAUCGCCCGUCGAUUCAAUCACUUCCCCGAGGACGAGAACGACCCGGUCGAUUCGAUUCUGGGAAACGAAGCACGCGACUCGAACGCGCGGUCGCGUGGCACGGGACGGUCGUUCAGAGGGAUUCAAUCAUCUCAGCGACAAGUAGCAUUCUUUUCUCCCAUCUCCAGACCCGAUAGUCACGACUGCACUGCAAUUGCGACGGCGGCAACGGCGGCGACGACGGAGACGACGUCAUCCGGCACGGCUGUAUUGGAGAACCCGACUCGACCACAACCACCAUGGCUACCUUCACGGGAAGCUCCCAUAUCAAGGGGAGCACAGAAACCGUUCGGAUGGUCCUCUUGACCUUUGCUGCUAUUGGUAUCUCCUUCACAUGGGGGAUUGAGAUGACCUACUUCACGCCGUACCUCCUUAACCUCGGCCUCACCAAGAGCAACACAGCUCUCGUAUGGAUAGCAGGCCCCUUGUCGGGUCUCAUUACGCAGCCCGUCAUCGGCUCCAUCGCCGACCAGUACAAGUCGAAAUGGGGCCGCCGGCGGCCCUUCAUCUUCAUGGGUUCCAUCGUCGUCACCAUCAGUUUCCUCGUCGUCGGCUUCACCAAGGAGAUUACCGAUCACUUCGCAACCGAUGAGGAGACAAGUCAGACCCUGGCCAUUGUACUCGCCGUGCUGGCCAUCUACGUUGCCGACUUUGCCAUCAACGCUGACGAGGGUCCCGCUGCGGUUACUUAUCAGAUAUCCUUAGUCAUGUCCUGCUCGAGAAGCUUGGUGGUCGACACAUUACCCAUCGAGAAGCAACAAGCUGGCGCCGCAUGGUCUAGCAGGAUGGCUGCUGUUGGGAACAUGUUGGCAUACGGAGCUGGCGCUGUCAACCUCGUCGGCAUCUUUGGCGAGUGGCUUGGCGACACCCAGUUCAAGCAAAUCACCCUGAUCGCGAGCUUCUUCAACGUCUUCUCCGCUUGCAUCACGUGCUGGGCUGUUACCGAGCGUGUAUUGGUGUCCACCAAGGGCGACCAAGGUCACCGCGGAGGGCCGUUCAAGUUCAUCAGCCAGAUCUACUCGACGAUUCGAACGCUUCCACCCAGGAUACGAGCGAUCUGCUGGGCGCAGUUCUGGGCCUGGCUGGGCUGGUUCCCCCUCCUCUUCUACAGCACCACGUGGGUAGGCGAGACAUAUUUCCGCUACGACGUGCCCGCCGAUGCCCUAGAUUCGCAUGACGUGCUCGGCGACAUCGGCCGCAUUGGAAGCACCUCCCUGACCAUCUUCUCCAUCAUCACUUUCCUGGCGUCUUGGCUCCUCCCCCUGGUCGUGCAAUCACCCGAGGACGGCUCCUUUACCCCGCGUCCCGCUCCACAUGUAGCCUCUCUUGUGAAGACCCUCGGCAAGCGCAAGCCCGACCUCCUCACCGCUUGGGUAUGCGGCCACCUCCUCUUCGCCGUGGCCAUGAUGUGCGCACCGUUGGCCAAGAGCCUCCGCUUCGCCACCUUCCUCGUCGCUCUCUGCGGCCUCCCGUGGGCGCUCGCGACCUGGGCCCCCGUCACCUUCCUCGGCGUCGAGGUCAGCCGGCUCAGCGGCGCCAGCUCGGGCGACGGCGCACUUUACCGCCGCGUCUCCUACCCUAGCCGCGGACCGUCUGUCGAGCUGCCCGCGCUUGGCCAGGCACAGGCCCUCGACUUGGAGAACGCACGUGAUGACGAUGACCAUGACCAUGACGACAACGACGACGACGACGACGGCACUGACGAUGCCCGCGGCCUCGGCUCAUCGUCGUCGGGCGAGCUGUCUGGUAUCUACUUUGGCAUCCUCAACAUCUUCUCCACCAUCCCGCAGUUUAUCGGCACCUUUGUCGGCGCCAUCAUCUUCUCCAUUCUCGAACCGGGCAAGAGCCCGGAGCUCACCGAGGACGGGAUUUCGGCCGAGGAGCUCCACAAGGACGGUCCGAACGCCAUCGCCGUCUGCCUCUUUUUGGGCGGCCUCUGUGCUAUUGGAGCGGCGUACAUGACGAGGAGGUUGAAAUAUAUCCCUUGAACUCUACACCCCGGAAGAAGAAACAACGAGAUACGCAAAAGCAUUCAUUUUUUUUUAUCUCCCCACCCCCUUCUUACAAAAAGCGGAGCGUGUGUCACAAUAGUAAUAAAGCAGCAGAGGGCAUACUCAACAGGCGUCUUGGCGUACGGCAGAGUGGGAGCGGGUUUCUUGUACGGAUUUUUCAACGCGUCAAGAAGGGUCUUGGUGCAGAAACUAGGACUUGGACAGGAUCAAGGGCAUUUAUAAGGAGGGCAAUCAUAAUUGGUUAUUGUAGACCCUGUCGAAGGAAGUAUGGUCUCUAAAGUGUCCCCGCAAUCGCAUCGCAUCAUAUGUGUAUCCGUACU
This is a messenger RNA of Sodiomyces alkalinus F11, 2471 nucleotides long. Its product is annotated as sucrose transporter. Gene Ontology annotation, cellular component: membrane. Gene Ontology annotation, molecular function: sucrose:proton symporter activity. The coding region runs from base 379 to 2127 and encodes 582 amino acids. NCBI's taxonomy places the organism in Eukaryota, Fungi, Ascomycota, Sordariomycetes, Glomerellales, Plectosphaerellaceae. The transcript has 5 exons. The record is from RefSeq and is a predicted model, not a curated record.